UUAAACCUCAAUUAGUAGAACGAUAGACAAUUAUAUACAUGUAUAUAUACCACACUCCACGUUCAAAUACCAACGUCCGCUCUUUUUCCUCGUGCUGCGUGGUACUCGGUCAGCUAACUGGGGAAAAUGCGAACCACAAUUUACAUUGGCUUCACAAUAGUAUUCACUCUUCACACAAAUGAAGCCUUUAAGUUGCCUCGACCAUUGGCUAAACAGAGAAUAGCCCAUUUACUUCGCAGAGAUGAAGCUGAAAAGCCGAAAACAUUCGAGGAUUCCGACUGUUUGUCCACUCUGAAAUCUGACGGCAUAGCUCUUGUUAACCAUGGCAUAACUCUCUUGAACUCUUCUAUAAAAACAACUGGUAGAUUUUUUGAAGCUCUUGAAGACCUUUACAGCACCGACAUAAAUACUGUUCUGACCACGGUUUCGGAUACCCUGAAGAAAGCCGAUAAACAAGCCGCGGUGGAUUUUAAAAAAUUCAUGGAUGUUGAUUUAGAUAAAUCCGCCAUUUAUGUUUAUACUGACUGGAUUUAUGAUGACGUCAAUUAUUCUUUGCGUAGUCACAAAUGUGGCAAGAAGAAACUGACUGAAAAAGACAAGAACCUGGCCCCGUACACAGCCUAUCUAAUGGCGGUCAUGCUCUAUUCUCCGAAUUUACGCAAAGAGUCAAAUUUUACCUACAGAGAAGUCUCAUUUAAGCAGGAAUUCGUUGACCAGUACAAAGUUGGAACAACGUUUCUUUGGUCAUCGUUCACAUCUUCAUCAAUGUACGAUUUAGAUUUCACGGGAAAUGUUGAAUUUGUGUUUAAUAACUCUCGGGAGUCGAUCUGGAGUCCGAGACGUAUUGAGGAGUACUCCCGAUAUCCCGAGGAGGAGGAGGCCCUGUAUCCCCCCGCGGCGAUAUUCAGUGUGACGGAGAAGCACGAGAAGGGCAACAAAGUAUACAUUUAUGCCGACCUGGUCAGCGAGGACUGAUGAGAUUCAGUAGCCUGAUGUUUUUACAACAAGUACUGAACUGGCAUAAAAUACGUACAGAGGAUGCUGUUGAUCUGGAAUGUGAAUAUGAAUUGGUUGAAUUUCUGGGGUUUUUUUUUUUUUUUUUUUUUUUUUAUAUAUAUAAGCGUUCAAGAUUUCUAUGAAAACAUUGAUAUUAUUUACUAACUAUAGACAUCCUAUGUUGAAUAAAAAUCCACCUCA
Molecule: messenger RNA, 1197 nt
Organism: Ostrea edulis (European flat oyster)
Lineage: Eukaryota; Metazoa; Mollusca; Bivalvia; Ostreida; Ostreidae
Exons: 2
Coding region: 127-975 (282 amino acids)
Molecular function (GO): NAD+-protein-arginine ADP-ribosyltransferase activity
Source: RefSeq, a predicted model, not a curated record